UUUAUGGCAACACUCAUUUUGUGUCAGACGCAACACGACGUGUAUUCCUUGAGAAUUUGGCCGUCAUUUUGUUAAUAUUUGUGUAUUUUGUCGGCGAUUUUAUGUGAUUAAUCAUAAAAAUGGCGAAAUUGGUUGACAUAUAUAACAGCGAAAAAGAACCCGUGAUUAAAAGACGACAAUUACCGUUAACUAUCUAUGAAAACCUUACAAUGAUUAUGGAUUUAAACACAAUGGGGCUUAUUUGUGACAAUCCCCAAGUGAAAGGCCGCGAAUACGAAGAGUUCAUGCGCAAAUAUAGAGUUCUCUCCACUGACGAACUAAAGGCUGCGCUCAGAGUAGACGCCUCCGAUAUUUUUAAUGUACUGAAUCAAAGCAUUCCUUGUGUUGGUUGUCGAAGAAGUGUGGAACGGCUUUUCUAUCAGUUAUGCAAAUCAGGGCACCCAACGCUAGACCCAUUAGUUCUAACACCAGAUGAAUUGAUGACCAUCAGAGAGGACAAAAUUAUACAUCCACAAUCACUUGCCACUUUGUUAAACGGUCACAGCACGGGCAUAGAGUGUUUGAUCCUAAGUCAGCCGAGGUGGAAGAAGUCCCAGCGGUGCACGCUACACUCUCUCGAGGCGGGCACGGCGCGCGGGUGGGGCGCGGCGGCGGCAGCGGGCGCGGCCGCGGGCGCGGCUUGUAGCUGGGGCUGGGGCGCCUGGGGCUGGGGCGGCCGGGCCGCGUGGCGCGCCGCCUGGGACGCGAUGCGCGCCUCCGCGCGGGAUCACGUCACCCUCGUGCACUUCAACACCCUACACGACACCUUACACAACUACCUGAGGAAACACCGCUUCUGUACUGAUUGCAAAACUAAGGUCCUACGAGCAUAUCAACUGUUGGUUGAAGAAAAAGAGCCGCAAAAAGAAAAGGGUUAUGUUGGAGCACUAUACGGUGGCAUAAAGAGAUGUCUGCUAGACAAACACUUGCAUUUACAGGCGAAAACUGACUAUAUCGCGCACCUCAUAGCUCGGGCAGAGCCAGAGCUUCUUGGAAACCACCGUGAAAGGCAUGCAAAGACACUUGAAAUUGCACAAGAAGAAGUGCUUAUAUGUCUCGGAAUAUGCAUUUAUGAGCGACUCCAACGCAUUUCGCUGCGACUUCGCGAGGAAGAAGGAACAUGUCAAACUCUCGCAGCAGUCGCCAUUGAGGCACUGUACCGCAAGUUCGAAACUGCUGUGGAACAAAAGAGCGGGGUCUCUAAACUACAGCUACUGUAUGAUGAAAUCACCCAAGAAGAAUUGACUAGGCAGCAGCGAAAGGAACAGAAGAAACUCAAAAGGCGCAAGAAGAAGGAAAGGCAGGCUGUUGAGAGCAAAUGCAAGGAGGUUGAUUCUGAAGAACCAGAAGAAAAGUGCCAAUGUGAAGAAUGUUUGCUAGAAGAAAGAGAUACACCUACUGACCUGCUUUCGCCGCGAGAUUACAACCAGUGCUACGAAGCCAGUGGAGACGGAGACAGCUGCCAGUCGUGUCACGACGACUCUGUCCAACGCCGCUCACCAAAAAAGACCGCCAAGAAAAGGAACAAAAACGGAAACCUAUCGCCCAACGAUCACUCUCAAGACUGUGGCUAUUCUUCAGGGAACAAUGGCGGCUGCUGCGAAACCAUGUCUGGCUCCUCGUCACUCAUGAGCUCACCCGAAGGGUCCGAGGUUGCGUGUUCCGAAGGAUUUUGCAAUCACGAGAGAGGCGACUGUUUAGACUCCAAAAACGAAAAGGGUUCUUGCGCUGGCUUUACGCUUUCUCUACAGGAAAUGUUAAUGGACACGUGUUCCUCGGACGAUGAGCAAGACACCAGUUAUAUUCCUAUAGAAGAGGUUUUAGAAUUCAAAUCCCGUAGGAACAUAACAGAGAAAAGACAAGAACUUCGGCAGAACCUCCGGCAGAAGUUUGCUCAGCUGUGCGUGAACCCGCCGCGCGCGCAGGACGAUCAAGCCUAGCUCCCAGUCUCUGAGACACUUCAACUGCACUAUAUUCAAUAUUCAGUCAUUUUCCUCCAAAAUGACAUAAACAUAUAACUGCUUCAAGGUCUGUAGAACUGUUCUGUAAUGUAUUUUGAUGAACAAUCCAAUUAAGUCAAUCCUCUGGUAGGCUACACUGCUAACGGUUUUGAACAGCAAAGAAACCACAUUCUGCAUGUUUUUAUUUAGGUUACAUUGUAGUUACAGAUAUCUGAGAAGUUGCCCGUCAGUUUAAUCCGAUUCUAGGACCCAAUAGGAUGACCCAUUUCAAGAAUAAAUAGCUUUCAGUAAAUAGAAUAGUUUGUUGUCUAACUUAUAACUACAUCAAAAUGUUCCUUGAAUAAGAUGUUUAAGUUGAAAUGUAACAUGAAAAUAUAUUCCAUAUUCAAUGUGAUACUAUUUCCUGUAGGUCUGUAUUUUUUUGCUAAAAUAGUAGACUGGAAAAUAAAAUAGUUGCAAUAUUA
Messenger RNA from Ostrinia nubilalis (European corn borer), 2464 nucleotides. Its product is annotated as gametogenetin-binding protein 2-like. The transcript is spliced from 8 exons. The coding region runs from base 120 to 1979 and encodes 619 amino acids. The record is from RefSeq and is a predicted model, not a curated record. Lineage: Eukaryota; Metazoa; Arthropoda; Insecta; Lepidoptera; Crambidae. Gene Ontology annotation, cellular component: cytoplasm; nucleus.